Molecule: messenger RNA, 2051 nt
Organism: Tupaia belangeri chinensis (Chinese tree shrew)
Lineage: Eukaryota; Metazoa; Chordata; Mammalia; Scandentia; Tupaiidae
Gene: TLCD5
Product: TLC domain containing 5
Exons: 2
Coding region: 723-1460 (245 amino acids)
Cellular component (GO): membrane
Source: RefSeq, a predicted model, not a curated record
UUUCUUCCAUGAGCCAGAGAGAGAGAGAGAGAGAGAGAGAGAGAGCCUUCAGCAGGUUUUGCUGCGGCUCACCCCAGCACUGUGAGGAUCGUAGGCACCCAUGUACCCAGCGUACUUGAGGCUUUCACUUUCGAAACGGGGGCCCUAUGUGAGUCAGACGUGUGGGCAUCCCAGUCUACCUCUGCACCACCACCUGGCCCCCAAGUUUUGAUUUUGACUGAUAAACCCGUGACCUAAAUUUAAACCUCAGCUGAAUUUAGCAUCCGCUUAAAACCACAUGAAACUGCCGUGAGUCAUGUGACCACUAGCGGAAACCAAAGUGGUCGUGCUCUGUGUUUUCCCUGAGAGGUUCUUAUGGCAGUUUUAGAAAUGUGAAGACAUUCUCUAACACGCGAGCUUUGUUAUCCCCAUGUGGUCUUCAGUCGGCCUGCGGAGGGUGGUCAUUGAUGUUCGUGCAUCUCGACAUGGUGUUAGACACACAUAGAACGCUGCUCCUGUCUGCAGUUCCAGGUCUUGCCAGGUGACCACGAGUCCUCUCUAAGGAACAUGGCGUAAAGGGAGUAGCCAGGAGAUGCCUGGCGGUGUGGCUAGGGAAGCAAUGUUUCCGCGAAGGCGUUUGUCCUGUUCUGCAGCAGGCGUGAGGGCACGUGCACAGAGCGACCCGGUGCUGUUUUCUUAGGGUGCGUCUUGCGUGUUUCUGGCACGGGCCUUCUCGCCGCAGGAUGGCCUCAGCUCUGUGUCUGCGGGUGCUGGGCAGCCUGUGUGGCUGGCUGUCGCUCUACGUCUCCUUCUGCCACCUGAACAAGCACCGAAGCUACGAGUGGAGCUGCCGGCUGGUUACCUUCACCCACGGGGUCCUCUCCAUAGGCCUCUCGGCUUACAUUGGCUUCAUUGAUGGCCCUUGGCCUUUUACCCACCCAGGCUCGCCCAAUACACCACUGCAGGUCCACGUGCUCUGUCUCACCCUGGGCUACUUCAUCUUCGACUUGGGCUGGUGCAUCUACUUCCAGUCUGAGGGCGCCCUCAUGCUGGCUCACCACACCCUGAGUAUCUUGGGCAUCAUCAUGGCCCUGGCGCUCGGGGAGUCCGGUGCAGAGGUCAACGCCGUCCUCUUCGGAAGCGAGAUCACCAACCCCUUGCUGCAGAUGCGCUGGUUUCUCCGCGAAACGGGCCGCUACCACAGUUUCACCGGAGACGUGGUGGACUUCCUCUUUGUGGCUCUGUUCACUGGAGUAAGGAUUGGCGUCGGAGCGCGCCUCCUUUUCUGUGAAAUGGUCUCGCCCACGCCCAAGUGGUUCGUGAAGGCGGGGGGUGUAGCCAUGUACGCUGUGUCGUGGUGUUUUAUGGUUAGCAUCUGGCGCUUUGCAUGGAAGAAAAGCAUCAAGAAGUACCAUGCCUGGAGGAGCAGGCGGAGCGAGGAACGGCAGGGCAAACAGAAUGGGCAUCUCAAGACGCACUAGCCAAGGCUUGCGGCCGAUAACGGAUUGGGUUAAGUCAACCAUGGAGCCAGGUGGGAAAUACAGCUGCUCUGGAAUCACACUUAGAACAAACUUAGGUUUCAAAAAAGGGCUAAAUUUAUUGAUCAGUUUGGUCAGUCUUCAAGCCAUGCAUACGCCAGUAUUAAAACCCCAACUUCUACUGUGACACGGUUCUAGAAGGUGAGAAUACUCAGUGGUCAUUGGAAUAAGUCCGAACUGGGAGGCCAGCCUCACUGGCUUUCAUUUUAGUUUGUCAUGACCCCAGCUCCUCUUGUCCCUCGGAGGCUCGAUGUCCAGAUUGCUUAGAAAGGAACUUGAGAAAGGUGACUAUUUCUUACUCCUUUGAGAAGCAGCUCUUCCAGCCAAGAGUUAUUCCUGCACCCCAUGCAGUAAUUAAUGGAUAUGCACUCACCCCAUUUACUAUGAAGUGAGGGACUUUCAGGAAGAGAGACACCUUUGGCAUUCUGAGCAUUGGACCUGGGUAUUGGAUCCGCUUACAUAAAGAGGGACAGAGGGGGGCCCAGCAGCUGGUGUAAUGGCUAUGUCGCUGGACUCCCAUGUAGCCGACUGCAG